AUGGUCGGGUGCCUUGCGUGCGCCUUGAUGGCUGUUUCGUUCAUGUCCCAGGCCUCGAUCCAUGCCUAUGAGUACCUGGAUACGGACUGGGAACGGUCUGGGGGUGAUCCUUUGCCAGAAGAGGAGCAGCACCGGCGCGCGAGUCACGCUGGCGUAAUGCCUCCCUCGGAGCAAUUUCGCCAGCGCGUGGAGCUCAUUCGCUCACUCCAAACGACCUCGGACAUUAUUGGUUUUCACGCUCACUGUAUGUCACGCACCUGCACUAGCCCCAGGCAAUCCGCUGGCUAUUGCCAGUGUAUGAUCAGCUUCUGCCCUGUGCGGCCUACGAGGCACACCCACACCGCUUACAAUGGCGUCCUGAACUCCACCAUUAUUUUGCCGAGCAGGUAUGGUAUUGCUGCAAGAGGUAGCACUCACGGGAGUGCCACCAACGAACCGGGGCAGGUUGCAGCGAUUGAUGAGCCGCUCGUCCUUCAAAACACGUUUGCCACCCAACUCCCCGCCAUGAAGCUGUGGACGGUGGAGCACAUUAUCAAGCAUAUGGAUCAACUCGAAGGCGUCAAGAUCAUCACGCGUCGAGCCACGGAUCAGGACACGCCGUUCUUCUACAAUCAUGGUAGCCCGAUGAGCAGUGUGAAUACGCUGGUGGGGAACUACGUGCCCACCGCGUACACCCGCGUCAACAUGAGUGCGGCCGAAUUUUUCCAGCGUUGGAACGAUACCACUCAAUCCACAGCCGUUAGCCACAGCUGCUUUUUGCAUGAGCUGCCGUCCGCGCUCAGCCGCGAGUUCCAGCCCGUCGAGCCUUUUGUGGUGGUACAGCCCGGUGUCAGCCCGGAGGAUAACCAUCUCCAUCGUCAGACACGCGUUUGGUUCAGCGGAGCACGCACCACGACGCCCGCCCAUUUUGACCUCUUUCACAAUUUCUUCAUUCAAGUGCACGGACACAAGCGCUUUCUGCUGUAUCCACCAGCACGUUGGCAACAGCUAUACAUGUGGCCCAUUCUUCAUCCAGCUGGACGCUCUAUGCAGGUGGAUUUAAACGGUGAUUAUGAGGAUCAACAACGGCGAUUCCCCAACUUUCGGCGCCGUGCCGAGGCGCUCGAGGUCGUUGUUGGGCCGGGAGAUGUGCUUUAUAUUCCACCGCUGUGGAUUCAUCACGUGACCUCUCUCGAGGCCAGCAUCUCCGUGUCCGUGUGGACACAAAACCCGGCCAUUGAGACGGCAGCUCAGGCAUUUGAACAGCUGCCGCUGCCCAUCAAGCGUGCGUGGUCGCGCGAUCAACAACUGGCCGCACUUCGUCUCUCGCUGCAGUCUUUAAUUGCGUCCUUGCAGUUGGACAUGACCACGGCCGAGUUUGUCGACUGGACGCUGUUGCAGAAUCGUUACCUUCAUGUCGGCUCAGUGACUGAGCCUGAAGGACGAUUUUGUGAGCAGCCUGACUUGACCAGUGAUCUGCUUUUAGAAGAGGAGGAACUGUUUCGCGCUCAUGUGCGUUCAUUGCUGCGCGUUUUUCAAAACGUGCGCCGGCUGGGGGGUUUCGAUCGUAUGGUGAUCGAGCUCGCCAACUAUUUUGAGCUGGCAACCAACAGUAUUUUGGCUGUCGAAGAUGUGAAGCAGUUUUUUCACGACCUUGUCAUCUGCUGAUAGCUCCAUCUCAAAGGUUGAAACCCAUUGGUGGGCUUAAAAGUUGGCGGAAAAAAAUACGGCGGGAAGCGGGUCUUCUCACGUCCAUCUGCCGACAUCCGAAAAAUUUCCCGAACUUAAAAGAGAGCGCCAUACUGGUC
Molecule: messenger RNA, 1787 nt
Organism: Monosiga brevicollis MX1
Lineage: Eukaryota; Choanoflagellata; Craspedida; Salpingoecidae
Exons: 14
Coding region: 1-1647 (548 amino acids)
Molecular function (GO): 2-oxoglutarate-dependent dioxygenase activity
Source: RefSeq, a predicted model, not a curated record